AGAUUUCUUGGAAUAUCACACUUCACCUUUACAAGUCCUUCAGUCAACACUCAAGUUCACUCCUCAAUUUAAGAUGAAUACCUUCAAAACUGUCGUUAUGAUUUGUGCCAUGUUGAGCGCUAGCUGCUCCGGCCAGUACCUCUCCCAGCACAACCAGGGAAACCCUGGACUCGGUGGAAUGAUGAGCGCUCCCCCGGCCUAUGCCGGUCAAAGCCAACAAUUGCAAGGUCCAUCGCCCAGCAGCCGCCCGUCAUUCGCUCCGGUUGAUCAAUCCAGCAGCCAGCAGCAACAAGCCAGCCCAGCAGCAUCGGCCAGCUCUGCUUUCAUCAGCGGAGUCGCCGCACCGGCCACCACCCAGCAGAUCUGCACUUGCAUCACCGUUAACCCAACAGCCUCAGUAGCAGCUUCAUCAGCCCAGCAGCAAUCAGCCCAGCAAUCCGCUUCGGCACCUUUGACCGACUCCUUCGCUCCUGCCGCCCAGCAACAGCAGACCUUCUCUGCUCCCCAACAACAACAAUCCUUCGCUGCUCCCCAACAGACCUUCGCUGCUCCUGCCCAGCAACAGCAGGCGUACGCUCCGGCUCAAUCCGGUCCAGCUCAGAGCGGCAACGGACGUUAUUAAAUCAUACCGACAUAUACCUCUACUGCUGGUGUGUGAAUAAAUACCUGACGGUCAUCUUCUAUAAUUGACUGAAAACUCAUCUGACAAAAUAAAAUUCAAUUCAUAAA
Messenger RNA from Daphnia pulicaria, 729 nucleotides. Its product is annotated as predicted GPI-anchored protein 58. The record is from RefSeq and is a predicted model, not a curated record. Lineage: Eukaryota; Metazoa; Arthropoda; Branchiopoda; Diplostraca; Daphniidae. The transcript has 3 exons. Bases 74 to 622 code for a protein of 182 amino acids.